Lucilia sericata (common green bottle fly) is the source of this 890-nucleotide messenger RNA. It is a transcript of the gene AIMP3, whose product is annotated as eukaryotic translation elongation factor 1 epsilon-1. The transcript is spliced from 3 exons. The record is from RefSeq and is a predicted model, not a curated record. NCBI's taxonomy places the organism in Eukaryota, Metazoa, Arthropoda, Insecta, Diptera, Calliphoridae. The coding region runs from base 180 to 716 and encodes 178 amino acids. Gene Ontology annotation, cellular component: aminoacyl-tRNA synthetase multienzyme complex; cytoplasm; nucleus. Gene Ontology annotation, biological process: positive regulation of DNA damage response, signal transduction by p53 class mediator.
CAUUCAUAAACAUAUAUUUAAGAAAAAAAAUGUUGAUAAUGCGGUUGAUUUCCAAAUAUUUAUUUCUUCACAGGCAUGACAGUAAAAAUAUAACAGCAAAAAAAGCGUGUGUACUUCGCUAAAAAAUUCUAUACUUUUUCUUCGAUUCUUUACAUUAAAAAAGCCUUUAAUUAAUAAUAAUGUGUGAAGUUGAAGCUGUCUCAAAAAUUGCCAAAUGUUUGCAAGUACCUUUGGGUAAGAUCCAGCUGAAUGAGGAACAGGUGGUAACACGCACUCUCAAUAACAAAUCUGUCUCUGGAUAUGCCACCAUCCUUAAUAGUUUGGCCAAAGAAUCGAAAUCAAAUAUUGCCACCAACAGCUAUCAGACACGUGAAAUAGAGGCUCAAGUUUAUCAAUGGAUUGAAUUUGCUGUUCUUUACGUGGCACCUGGUUCAAAGGAUAAACACAUUGCCCAACAAUUGUUGCGGGACUUUAAUAAGAUGUUCUUGAAGCAAUCGUAUUUGGUGGGACAUUUUCUUACAUUGGCGGAUUUGGCAGUAUUCUAUGCGAUUUAUGAUUUGGUGAAAUCUCUAUCCCCCAUCGAAAAGGAAAACUAUUUGAAUUUGUCACGCUGGUUUGAUCAUCUGCAACAAUUGCCCGAAGUUCGUCAAGGCGGUGAUUUAUUAAACUUUACCACUAUCUAUUUGCAUGGUUGGGCUACUGGUACUCAUGUUUAAUUUAUAUUUUCUUUUAUUUUUAAAAUUUCAUUACUUUUUUGCAAAAACUAAUUAAAGCAAUAUUUAUUUUUCUUAUUUAUUUAAUUGAUACAUACAAAAAAAAGGCAUUUAAUAUAAUAUAAUUCUCACACUUUCUGUUAAGUUAAAAAAUAUUUAAAAUUAAAUCAUUAAAGA